Molecule: messenger RNA, 1317 nt
Organism: Anopheles maculipalpis
Lineage: Eukaryota; Metazoa; Arthropoda; Insecta; Diptera; Culicidae
Product: protein FAM117B-like
Exons: 5
Coding region: 4-1299 (431 amino acids)
Source: RefSeq, a predicted model, not a curated record
AUCAUGUCCAGCCGUGUGCGGAAACACAACGAACCGAUGAAGGCAUUCGUGCCCGUCAGUUCACUGCUGCUGCGAGGCACCGGAUCGAUUCACUGUACGGCCGGAAGUUCCGGUACGAGCGCAACCGGCCAACAAACCGGCAGUCCGAGCAGUAUCAGCGGUGGUGCGGCCAGUGCCGGCUGCACCACGUCGUACGCCACCGGAGCAGGAAAAUCCCUGUCGGCUACGUUGUCCCCACCCGUCCGGCACAUCUCACCGGAGCAUGCCAUCUGUGGCAAUCGGAGCCCGGGUGCGCUAACGUGCAAAGGUAAAAUUCUCAACGACGGUUGCAUACGGCGCACCGCAUCGCUUGACGCACUUUAUCUACGCCCAGCACCGGCCUGGAGUCUCGUAACACCGACCCUUCUCCAGCUGGACAAAGCAACCCAGACGGACGAAUCGUUUCUCGAGCGAACGCGUGGUACGGCGAGCACCACCGGUGGUACAAUGCUGUCCGCGGCACCGGCAUCCGACGGGGCAGCCCCAUCACCGUCGUCCACCUCGUCGUCACCGGUCAUUACGCGUACCGAUGCGACGACCCCGACUGAUCUGAAGAUGGAGAAAGUGAUACGACAAAGACUGCAGCGUACGCAUCGCGGCGAGCAUUCCGUUAGCUCCCAGACGCUUAGCCCUAAUCAUGCAAAAGCAAGCCCAGUGUCGAUACCAACACGUACCUGUCCGCCCGUACACAUACGGCCGAUGCGUAACUCUGUCGAAGGUUUAAAUCAGGAGAUUGAGAAGCUGGUGCUCUACCCGGGCCAGCAGCACAGCUGUCGGGCCGAGCUUGAGAUGUACUCACGUGGCACACCGGAAGGACAUCGGGCACCGCUUGCCGAUCUGUUUCAUGGGGCCGGUGCCGUUUCGCUGGUCGGCGGUUCGGGCGAUACGCGCUCGGUCAACACACAGACACCGCUCGGCGAUACACUGUCGUCGGACGAUGGCAGCCAGAGUACAUCGCCGGACGAGGGUGCCGUCACGACGAGCGCCUCGCCUAGGAUCAACAAAUUUCUGGCCCGUGAACCACCGGAUGGUUGUGAAAAGGUUAAUUUAAAACUCACUGAAGCCGAUACCAGUACAAACACGGCCUGCUUCAAACCGUGCACCACCGCAUUCCAGCUGAAGCCAUCGCUUGGGUCCGCAUUCCAGCCACUGCAACCGCUGCCGACGCUUAAAACAACGCCGGAAGCAGACGAUGAUGACGAUGGUGACGGUGCAGUGGAAGGUGCAGUCCCGGUCACCGCUUCCUCCGCUACGGAGUAAAACCGUUUUGCUAGCAAA